Messenger RNA from Pisolithus orientalis, 1508 nucleotides. Its product is annotated as glutamine synthetase/guanido kinase. Gene Ontology annotation, molecular function: glutamine synthetase activity. Bases 1 to 1482 code for a protein of 493 amino acids. The transcript has 15 exons. The record is from RefSeq and is a predicted model, not a curated record. NCBI's taxonomy places the organism in Eukaryota, Fungi, Basidiomycota, Agaricomycetes, Boletales, Pisolithaceae.
AUGGACCAGAUCAGCGCGGCGACUGAGGGGGCACCCAAAUCAGUGGAAGAUCUCCGUGUUAUCUUGCAGGGCGAUACCAAGGUCAAAGUAGCAGGUUUGUCGCACUUACUUACUCUACUCGUAGGCGUAGAUGUCGAUGGGAUCCUUCGAGGAAAGUACAUGUCCAAGGACAAGUUCUUGAGCGCUGCAUCUGGCGGAUUCGGUUUCUGCAGUGUCGUAUUUGGUUGGGAUAUGCACGAUACGGUUUACACUCGCGAACUCUCUAUAUCCAACAGACAAAAUGGAUAUCGCGAUGUGCUAGCUAAAAUAGACUUGUCCACAUACCGUAGGAUUCCCUGGGACAACAAUACCCCUUUCUUUCUGGUCUCUUUCUUCGACCCUGUCACACUGGAGCCUCUCCAUGCUGAUCCACGCAGCCUACUUCAUACAACCUGUGAACUCGCUGCUGCCCAGGGUUUCAGUUGUAUGGCCGGCGUGGAAUAUGAGUACUUUAACUUCAAAGAGACACCGGAAUCUGUUGCUGAGAAGCGAUUCACACACCUAUCACCUCUGACCCCAGGGAUGCACGGAUAUUCUCUCCUUCGUACUCAGCUUAACCAGGACUAUUUCAACGAGUUGUUUGAUGAGAGCCUCAAGUUCCAGAUCGACGUUGAGGGUCAUCACACCGAAACGGGUCCCGGUGUGUUGGAGACAGCUUUGGCCUACACUUACGCCCUACGCAUGGCCGAUAACGCCAUACUCUAUAAGUUCCUCGCCAAGAGCAUUGGAAUGAAGCACCAAGUAUUGCCAAGUUUCAUGGCAAAGCCUUGGGGUGAUCUACCAGGUUGCAGUGGGCACACGCAUGUUUCCCUAAGGGACCCCUCCGGAAGGAAUAUCUUCGCCUAUUCUGAGGGUUCAGAUGGACGGGCUGAUGCAGCCUUCGAGGACACCAAAUUCCUCAGUUUCAUUGGAGAACAAUUUUUGGCGGGUGUACUGGAUGGCCUCCCGGAAGUGAUGCCGAUGCUUGUUCCAACAAUCAAUGGGUACAAACGCCUCGUCGGAGGUGAAUCAUUCUGGGCUCCAAACGGGGUAACUUACGGCUACGAUUCUCGAGCCGUGUCCAUUCGUAUAAUAUCACCCCCUUCAGUUCCACCGUCUGCAACAAGAUUUGAAGUCCGUGUACCCGGAGCAGACAUGAACCCAUAUCUGGUGUUGAGCGCCAUUUUUAGGCUGGGUUUGAGGGGAAUUACGCAGAGACUGAAACUAACCACCCUGCCGAUUAGCACUUAUCUUAAUGAUCCCUCUCGCAAGGGCGAGGUUGUCAUGUUACCAACUUCUUUGGAGGACGCGACCACAAAGAUGAUGCGGCCUGGCAGUGUCGCACGUGAGGUAUUUGGCGAUCAAUUCAUUGACCACUUUGGUGGGACCAGGGAGCACGAAGUCAAAUUGUGGAACGCAGCCGUUACAAACUGGGAAGUGGAAAGAUACCUCGAGCUUGCGUAAAAGAAUUGAAUAAAUGAAGUGCAAUC